Venturia canescens is the source of this 844-nucleotide messenger RNA. Its product is annotated as centrosomal protein of 83 kDa-like. The record is from RefSeq and is a predicted model, not a curated record. The coding region runs from base 1 to 807 and encodes 268 amino acids. Lineage: Eukaryota; Metazoa; Arthropoda; Insecta; Hymenoptera; Ichneumonidae. The transcript has 5 exons.
AUGAGAACAGAGUUCGAUCAUUUGAAUUCACGGUUACAAGAGACCCGCUGGAAAAAUGAGGAAUUGAAUGAAAAAGUUGCAUUGAUCAGCGGUCAACUGGAAAACAUAAUGCUGGAAAAAAAGGAAGAAUUGCGCACACUUGAGGAAAAUUUCAAGGAAAGACUGGAAACGAUACGACUGCAGAGCGAAUCCGAAUUGUUGGAAAAAGAGAAACAAUUAUCUUUGAAGAAUGAGGAAUUAGUAACAAGAGAAAUAUUUUACAGAGACGAAAUCGCAUUAUUGAACGACAGAAUUCACGUUUUAGAGGACAAGCUUGAAACAAAAAUUGAAAAUGAGGAUGCAUUGCAGUCUUUUUUGAAAGAACAAUGUAGCACGAUGAAAGAGGAAUUUUUGAAAAUGAGGAACGACAUGGAAGUGUCCGCUCGGAGUGAGAAUCAAACAUUGAUCGAUAAAAUUUCAUCGUUGAAAAAAAUCAUUAUGAAAUUAGUCAAAUCAAAGGAGAAACAGAGCAUCGAAUUUGAAACGAAAAUGGCACACGUGCUGAAGACGAAAGAUUUGGAGAUAAAAAAUUUAGAGCUCCAACUGCAGGAACAGCAAAACGAAAUAUCAGCUACUUUAAGCACGGAAAAACAAUUCGAAUUGGACAGUCUGGUGAGACUUCUCGAAGAGCGGUACAAAGCACUUUUGGCAGCGACUGAUGCAAGCGUAGGGAAUCAAAGGCAAAAUUUUCUCAAAAAAAUAACGUUGCUCGAGAGUCAAGUUACUUGCAUGAAGAACAAUCUUGUCGAAGGUGAUUCAUACGUAUGAGAUUUUACUACUACCAUUUUUUUUAUUUUAUUACCUG